GAUUCAAUGACACCUGGGGUCUCCUUUCUUCCAGCCAGUCACACCUUAUCCCCAUCCGGCUGACUCAGCACCUGCUGUUCACGCCUCUUCCUUGAGCUGCUUGGGAAUGGCCUUGCCAACAAAGUCUAGCAUCUUGGACCUGAGCCCCGGCACACAGUGCAGCAGAUCGCCAGAGGAGAGCCACGAGGCUUGGGCACAAUGCAAAGAUGCUGGCAGGCAGCUACCGGAGUACAAGGCAGUGGUGGUGGGUGCGAGCGGUGUGGGCAAAAGUGCUCUCACGAUCCAGAUGACCCACCACUGCUUUGUGAAAGACCAUGACCCCACUAUCCAGGAUUCCUACUGGAAGGAAGUGGCCCUGGACAACGGAGGCUACAUCCUAAAUGUGCUAGAUACAGCUGGCCAGGAUAUUCACCGGGCCCUGCGUGACCAGUGUUUGGCAGCUGGUGAUGGUGUGCUGGGUGUCUUUGCUCUUGAUGACCCGUCGUCUCUGGACCAACUGCAGCAGAUAUGCUCCACCUGGAACCCUCACCACAAGCAGCCUCUGGUACUCGUGGGCAACAAGUGUGACCUGGUGAGCACUGCUGGAGACGCCCACACCGCUGCAGCUGUCCUUGCUCACAAGUUGGGAGCCCCCUUAGUGAAGACUUCCGCCAAGACACGGCAAGGUGUAGAGGAAGCUUUUGCUCUGCUCGUCCAUGAGAUUCAGAGGGCCCAGGAGGCUGUGGCUGAGUCAAGCAAGAAGACCCAACACCACAAAGCCGUGUGUAGCUGUGGCUGCUCUGUAGCCUGAAGACCUUAGUCUAGCAAACUGACCCCUGUCUCAUGUCAAGGUGACAGUUCUCUCUUGUCACAAUUCCCCUCCCCGACCAACACCUUUUUAUUGCCAUUUGGUGAGGAGUUAGGUGGUAACAUGGGGUGUCCCUUGUUGGCUGUGUUCAGUGAAACUCUAUGCAAAAUAAUAAAUGUUCUCAGGAUUCAAAGCCU
Molecule: messenger RNA, 984 nt
Organism: Rattus rattus (black rat)
Lineage: Eukaryota; Metazoa; Chordata; Mammalia; Rodentia; Muridae
Gene: Eras
Product: ES cell expressed Ras
Exons: 1
Coding region: 107-790 (227 amino acids)
Biological process (GO): Ras protein signal transduction
Cellular component (GO): plasma membrane
Molecular function (GO): GDP binding; GTPase activity; GTP binding
Source: RefSeq, a predicted model, not a curated record